Alternaria alternata is the source of this 889-nucleotide messenger RNA. RefSeq names its product SPC12-domain-containing protein. The record is from RefSeq and is a predicted model, not a curated record. Bases 263 to 571 code for a protein of 102 amino acids. Lineage: Eukaryota; Fungi; Ascomycota; Dothideomycetes; Pleosporales; Pleosporaceae. Gene Ontology annotation, biological process: protein targeting to ER. The transcript has 3 exons. Gene Ontology annotation, cellular component: signal peptidase complex; endoplasmic reticulum membrane.
CGUGCUGGGAACCAGGUACCACAUCGUCGCUGCGUCAGUCUUGGGCGUGAAUCCAUGAGGCGUUCUUAGUAAGGUUUAGUGCGGCUACGGACCCCUGCGUUCCCAGGUUGCCUGUGUGGCUCGUGAACAUGCCACCUCUCCAAGACAGUUAGGCCGGACUCUGCGUAACAGACAGUCCCCAGUAAUAGCCGGUACCUGCACUGCACUCGCCCUGGGUCGCAACACCACGGACACAUAUCCCAAACCAGCAUAUCCAACCAGCAUGGCAGACCAGUUAUUAGAGCAAGCGCGCGACGCGUUCGAGGGCCAGAUUGACUUCGAGGGCCAGAGGCUUGCAGAGAUGCUGAGUACCGUUCUGCUCGGAGCGGCUGGUAUCAUUGCAUUCAUCGUUGGCUUCCUGCAGCAGGACAUUCGACUAGCACUCUACAUUGGCCUCGCCGGCUCCGCCCUCACAUUCCUCGUUGUCGUACCCCCGUGGCCGUUCUACAACAAGAACCCCGAAGACUGGCUCCCACCGUACAACUCAACGCCACAGUACAACAUCGACGUGGACGGGCAGAAAAUCGGAUAGCUGGCUGGUCGCAUGUAGCAAGAGAAGGAGGAAAUGCAUGCUCAGAACACAAUUCAUGAUCGUAAUGGAAUCUGAUUCGAUGAUGAUGACCGCCUAUGCUGCUACUUGGUGCUCUCAUAGCCCUUUUGUGAAGGCCCUACUAACGCCGGACGACCGAAUGAAACCAAGACCCAUGUUUGUUCCUGUUGAAACCCAUCUCUCUACAGCUUUCGCCAGCGCUUAUCGACCAUACUUCUGGAACUCCCAGUCUCGGUUGUCUAGCGGGCACACUUGGCGGGUCUUGAGCCAUCGUGAAAUGCAGUGGAAGUGGAAGGCGUG